UAAUUAAUCUGGUCUGAGGCCUCUAAGGAUGGUGUCUUGUCAUUGUCAUCGAUGUCAUCCCAUUUUUUAUUUUCGUUUAAAUUAAUUCAAGCAAAAAGCGGACAGGUGGUUUUUUGUUUUGUGGUGUGCUAUCAUUUAAAUAAAAAGAUAUAUGUGGUAAAAAGUAUCAACCUAGAAAAAGGAAUUAAAGAAUAUUUGUGCAACGUACUGUGAGCUGUUUAUGCCAAAAUACCUAUAACAUCAGAGAAUCCAAACGAGUAAAUAUACCUUUCUACCAUGGCCGAUACAAGUAAAGACCAGUCAGUUACCAAAAUUAUGAUUUAUGUAUGUGGAGAAUGUCAUAAAGAAAAUGAAAUAAAACCAAAAGACCCAAUCAGAUGUAGAGAAUGUGGAUAUAGAAUCAUGUAUAAGAAGCGGACUAAGAGAUUGGUUGUUUUUGAUGCUCGCUGAAAAAAGAAGACUACAAAUAUUUCAUUUACUUUAUUAUUCUUACUAUUGUAAAGUAUCCAUCCAUACAAUGUAUAAUUAUUAUGUAGGUAUAAACAAUAAAUGAGUAAAUAUUUGACAAGUCUUUCAUUUAUCCAAUAUAUACACAUUAAUAAUACAUCUAAAACACAUAUUUUUACAUAUUUUAUUCAUUUUAUACUCUUAAGUUUCAAAGUUCGUUUAUAAAUUAUCACCAUUAUUAUAUACUUAAAUAGUUUUUGCUUGGUGGUGUGGGAGACCAAUACACUUAUUUAUCAAAUUGUUUUUCGUUCAGAGCUCUGCACCAGCUAAGCUGAAUAAGGUAGCUAGAUUAUUUUUUUUAUUUUAUUUUUAAAUAAAUUUUAUAUACAUAUAACAACUUAUUACCAAAAUGUCACAUGGGUCAUUUUUUUAUAUGGAGGUUUCAGAUUAUUUACUUCCCCAUUGCAUUAACCGCCUUACUCUGUUUUAUGAAAGUAAAUAUAUGUUAUGGUUACAUGGACCAUAAGCUAUUCACAGAUUAUCUAUAUGCUUCGAUAUGCCUCUCAUGGACAAAGAUACUUGCCUCUGUACUCAAUUUACCACAUUUUGUUUGUAUGAUAAUAUUUAACCAUCUUUUAAUUGUUGUAUAUCGACUUUAUUAAAUCCAUGCUUACCCAUUUUUUUGUGAGCUGCUAUAUAAUUUUAAAUAAUUGAUAUGUCACUUUCGUAAUAUGUACCUACAUAAUUGUUACAUAAUUUUGAGACUUGCUACAUACUAAGUACGAGUAUGCAUACAUGGUAAAAUGAUA
This is a messenger RNA of Amyelois transitella, 1256 nucleotides long. It is a transcript of the gene Rpb12, whose product is annotated as DNA-directed RNA polymerases I, II, and III subunit RPABC4. Gene Ontology annotation, cellular component: RNA polymerase I complex; RNA polymerase II, core complex; RNA polymerase III complex. The record is from RefSeq and is a predicted model, not a curated record. Gene Ontology annotation, biological process: DNA-templated transcription. Lineage: Eukaryota; Metazoa; Arthropoda; Insecta; Lepidoptera; Pyralidae. The transcript is spliced from 3 exons. Gene Ontology annotation, molecular function: DNA-directed RNA polymerase activity; DNA binding; zinc ion binding. The coding region runs from base 277 to 450 and encodes 57 amino acids.